UGUACGCUCGUGUCACACAAUUAGGAAAUCCCUCUACUUGUACUCAGACAUGGCAAGGGCAGAUCUUUUCAAAACCCUGCUCUACACAAUGAACAGUAUACUUCAGCAGAAAAAAUACAAAGCUGCAUUUGCUGUCCUAAAAGGAUUCAGGAAUGGCGCCGUAUACGGCGCCAAGAUCCGCGCACCACAUGCUCUUGUGAUGACGUUUCUUUUUAGAAGUGGCAGUCUGAAAUCCAAACUGAAAGCUAUAGCCCAGGCCACAUAUAUGCACUCAAGGAACCUAGCCUACUUUGUGUUCACAUAUAAAGGACUUCAGGCACUUCAGGAGCACAUUCAAGGAAAGAGUCUUGCAUAUCACUCAUUCCUAGCUGCUUGUCUUGGGGGUUGGCUGGUAUUUGGAGACAAUAACAAUAUUAACAGCCAGAUAAACAUGUACUUGCUGUCUAGAAUUCUGUUUGCCUUGUCCCGCCUGGCUGUGGAGAAGGGCUACGUCCCCCAGCCCAAGAAAGACCCCUUCCCACUGCUCGCUGCCAUCGUCUGGGGUGUUGUGCUCUGGCUCUUUGAGUAUUACCCCCACACCCUGCAGCCAUCGCUCCAGACCUCCAUGACCUACCUCUACCAUGACAGCAAUGUGUGGCACGAUAUCUCCGAUUUUCUUAUAUACAACAAACCACAGACUUGAGCGAGUGACCUUUCAGUGAUUUUUUUUUUUUAUUAUUUAAACAAAAACUCUCAUGUCAGGCAAUAAGAAUACAAGACCAGUUUGUUUUGUUUUUUGUUGUUGGGAGGAUUUGGGUGAUUGCCCUUCUACGCUAUCCUUUGACAUAUUUUCUUUGUGGCUUGAAUUAACUGAUAGGAGUGUAAUCCUGAGUGAUCAGUGUUGAUUUUCACAUCAUAUACAUUAUGUCCCCCUUUUGAUUCUGUUCUGUUUUGCACAUUUGAGAGAACACUACAGUGAUUGUGCUUCAAUUGGGUUGUCUUGCCCUAAAAUGAGUUGUGACUCAUUCCGUCCAACCCAAAGCAUCUAUAUUGGUUUGCAGACAUCAGAUUUUAUGUACGUUUUGUAAGACUGAUGAUGCUAUCUGAUGUAAUUGAUUGCCCAAGAAUUCCAGUGGCUGACAGAAUUGCUAGAACAGACUUUUUGCCCAGCUGAUUACUGUUUUAUUGCUAUGAUCUUUACUUUCCAUAGGUAAAUAGACAUGGGUAAAUGUCCAAUAAUGUAUGAUAAGAUAAAAGCAAAGCACUGUAUGACAUUUCAGUUAUUAGGAAGGAGAACUAGAUGAGAGUAACACAUAUCCUGCUCAUAUCUUGUGCAUUCCACCUUUUGAGGGUGCAUUCUUUCUUGGACUAUUUCAGCAUUUCAAGUGACUACUGACUAAUGUUUUCCUUUGCAUAUGUGAACAUGUUAAAGAAACAAUAAGUCAUUUUUUUCAAUGAUGAUUCUUCAAAUGAUGAAACGGCCAUCAUACUGGCCUGGAUGUAUCAGAUUCUGUACUAAAUCUAUUUUAAACAUGCCCUCCUACAUAUGGAGGAACCUGCUCUUUGAAGCAAAUAUUAGUUAAUUUGAGGACUACAUCUCAUUAAUUUCCUAACCAAAUAUAAACAUUUUCAUUUAAAGAGCAUCAGUUUACAAUGUAAGCUGUACUUUAUAGUAAAAUAAUAAUAAUAAUAAUCACUUUCAUAAAUAGUUUUCUGUUUUAUGGUGGUAAAAGUGCCUGAUUGCUAGUUUAAACAAACUCGGGCGCCUCUAAAAGGACCCCACAAUGCAACAAAGUCCAGCUUGGCUCUGGAGGUGGGCUUAGUAUGGUUUGUUUAUGGUUGAAAUUGUGCAGCAAAGCAGCCCCGCUCCAUUUCACAAUGUUAUCUAUGGCAAAUCUCAAGGCUUGCCAUACCCAGUGACCAUCUUGAUGGCUAAAAACAAACUUGAAAAAAUGGAUGCAUAUGGGAUAAUGUGCUUCUCUAGCAACAUUUAUCUCCUCUAUGCUUGUCCUCUUUAGUUUAUUUUAAACCUUUUUGGUAUUUUAUGUCAGUUGUUUUUUGUUUUCUGUCAUCUGCUCUACGAAAUAACAUUGGUAUUUAAUGUAUCCAGCUUUAAAACAUUACUCAUAAUUUUAUGCUACACAGAUGGAGUCUGAGUUUUUAAAAGGAGCUAUGGUAAGAGGAUCAGUAAAAAAAUAAAAAUAAAAAAGUUCUCUUUAAAGUUCAAAUGCAUUGUGAACAUAAAAUUAAGUCAUUUACAGCUGGUUCACUUUUUACAGAAUUGAGUUAAGUUAAUUUAGAAAGAACUAUGUGAAAACAGUAGAGCACUACUCAGUUGAAUUUCAGUAAGCUUCGUCAGAUUUCUUAGACUAUGCAUGUGUGAAGACGUAUCCAGGUAGGCAAAGCUGUUCAAGAAAUUACUAGUGUUAUUUUGAAUGCACAGUCAUUUUGUUGGGGCUAAUGGCAUCUUUCAUCAGGCCACAGAGUUUCAUAAAUGAUCUCCAACACC
Electrophorus electricus (electric eel) is the source of this 2488-nucleotide messenger RNA. RefSeq names its product peroxisomal membrane protein 4 (gene pxmp4). NCBI's taxonomy places the organism in Eukaryota, Metazoa, Chordata, Actinopteri, Gymnotiformes, Gymnotidae. The record is from RefSeq and is a predicted model, not a curated record. Gene Ontology annotation, cellular component: peroxisomal membrane.